CACUGAAGAAACUAAUCAAAUCCCUCUCUCUCACCAAAGUCUUCACUGUAAAAAAAAAAAUGAUGAGCGGCGGAGGUAACGGAGGAGGAGGCAACGGAGGAGACCCAGAACAGUGGCUAAUCACAGCGCAGAAGCUCCUCUUAUCCGGCGACCUAAACGGCUCCAAAACCUACGCGAUCCGCGCAUGCGAAGCCGAUCACUCCCUCGUAGAUCCCGCGGAGCUCAUCCUCGCCGUCGCCGACACUCUAAUCGCCGGCGAAUCUCGCAUCCGCGCCGAUCUCCCCGACUGGUACGCCGUCCUCCGCCUCGUCCGCCUCACUCACAACCCCGAGCUCGUCGCCACUCAGUACAGCAGGCUCGCCGUCCUCCUCAACCCCAGCCGCAACCGUUUCCCUUACUCCGAUCAAGCCUUCCGCCUCGUCUCCGACGCGUGGUACGUUCUCUCGGAUCCUUCGAGGAAGGCAUUGUACGAUAGGGAGGUUCAUUUGAGUCAGUUUGGGCAGUUAGGUCAGUUAGGGUUUCAGUUGUUGAAUCAGCCGCCGCCUCCUGAGUCUUCUCCUCAGCAGCAGCAACAGGAAGAGUCUCCUCAGCAUCAAACGGUGUCGUAUCAGAACCAGUUACCGUUUCAGCUUCACCAGCAUUUUGGUCAGCCUCAGGAGCAGAGGGCACAGUUUAGUAGUAAUAACCAGCAGGUGAUGCAGCAACAGUUUGGUCAGGAGCAAGGGGAGAUGAUUAGGAGUGGUGGUUCGAGUAGUAGUAGUGGUAGAGACUGGAGACUUCCUGUGGAGGAAGAAAGGUCUAUUAACUUGAAUAAUGCGACGGAGAGAGUGCAGCCUAGUCGUCGUUUUCAUGAUCAAGAACGGUCUUCUAGUGGUAGGUCUUAUGAGGAGGCGUCGUCUCAGAGGGCGCCUAAUCCUCCUUCGACUGAUCUCACAUGGGCGUCUAAGCCUACUCCAACGUCUGAGCCUAUAGCUUUGCAACAUGCUAGUCAGUUUCAGGCGCCUAGGUCUAAUCAAGCUGCUCAACUCUCGUUGCUGUCUUUGGUUUCUGAUCAACCUUCUGUAUCUCAGCAGAACCGUGCGGCUCAGACACAGACACAGACACAUUCGGUCUCGAAACCACAGCCUGUCUCUAAGUUAUUCCCAAUGUCUCAGCCAUCUUCUAACCCUCUUGCAGGGACGGGUCUUCGUGAGGCACCGAGGCCUUUUGCUGUGUCAAAGCAACCAACUGCCUCUAAGCCCUUCUCUGGGUCACAGUCAUCACAAAAGUCUAAGCCUUUUGCCACGUCUCAGCCACCAACGACAUCUAAGCCAUCUGGGGUGUCUCAACGAUCAUUGAACUCUAACCCAUUUCCGGUGUCUGAGCCGCCGCGGACCUCUAACCCAUUUCCAGUUUCACAGCCAACACCAAACACUAAGGCAUCGCUUGUAUCUCAGCCACCGCAGACAUCAUCUAACCCAUUUCGGGUAUCUCAGCAACCACCGAGUUCUAGGCCAGUCCCAGUAUCUCAGCCUCAGCAACCACCGUCAUCAUCUAACCCAUUUCUGGUAUCUCAGCCAACCACAGCUUCUAAACCAUUGCCGGGAUCUCAGCAGCCUACAGUUUCUAAGCCAAUGCAGGUGACGCAGCCAUCACAACAGGCAUUUCAAUCAACCAGUCACUCGCAGCCACCUGAAGCCUCUGGUGGUCCCUCUCCGCAGCCUCAUAUCUUCAAUUCAGCUCAGUCAUUCCAGCCACAACCGGUCUCUAUUACUCCACCUCCAGUUCCAGCUGUCUCAACUACUCCCUCUCAGGUUCCAGUGGGCUCUACUAAUCCAUCUCCUCCUCAGCCAACGGGGGUCACUAACCAAACCCAACAUAAUGAACAGACUCCGAGUUCAGAUUCUAACCAGAAGGUUGCAAGUUUCUGGACAACAUGUCCAUACUGCUUCGUGCUUUUCGAGUAUCCCAACAUGUACGAGGAAAGCGUGCUUAAAUGUCAAACUAAGAGCUGCAGGAGAGCUUUCCAGGCGGUGAAAGUUCCAUCUCCACCACCGGUUGCUGAAGAAGAUAGUUACUAUUGCUGUUGGGGUUUCUAUCCAAUAGGAUUCGCAGAGACGGCUAAGGCCCCAGUCCAUGAUUUACCAAGAGGAUUCCCAGUCCAUGAUUUACACAACAGAUCAGGAUUCCCAGUCCCAGUCUAUAAUAUACCCAGAACAGUACCGAAAAAGGCCGCUCGAAAGGUAUAUUAUAAUGAAGACGAAGAAGAUGAUGAAUACAUAGAUUCUGAUCCUAGUGAGGAUGAUGAUGAUGAUGAUGACUGGCAUGUGAGUGGAAUAAAAAAAAGGAAGAAUGUGAAGCAGAGUAAGCAGAAAGCAUCAACAAGACCUCGGAAAGUAAUCGUAGUUGAUUGAAUCAAAUGGUUUCUGAAUGGAGAAGUAAGGCUCCUCUCUCUCUGUUUCUUCAUUUUCUGGCCAUGUUGUUGUUGUAGUAGUAGUGUUUAGCGUAAUAUUUACUUGCUUCCGAAGCUUUUUUGUAUCUUAAUGUUCUGUUUGGUCGCGGCUGGAUUGGUCUUUGGACCUAUUCAGGGUUAAGUUUGGAAGCAACGGUGCAGUAGUUUGUAAUGUUUUGGUUGUCUCUCUUUUUGGAUUAAAGUAGUUUUGGCUGUAGUAUUGUUGGCGUAAGAUUUCG
Messenger RNA from Eruca vesicaria subsp. sativa (arugula), 2670 nucleotides. The record is from the annotation of a GenBank genome assembly. Lineage: Eukaryota; Viridiplantae; Streptophyta; Magnoliopsida; Brassicales; Brassicaceae.